AUGGAAGAAGAUGAAGAAUACAUUGAAAACACCUGGACUUAUGUUACAUUAUGUGGUGAACCAACUCUCUAUGAAGGGCUACGAUUCGCAAAAGAUUUAGUUUUAGCAAAUCUUUGUUUACGUUUUCUUAUACAGUACAUUCCUAUGCCUCAAAAUGUGAGACACAGUGUUUCGCUGGUUUUGGGAAGUUUUCUGUUGUACUUCAACAUUGGACCUGCUUCAGUAUGGACUGUAGGAAUAACUGUUGGGUCAUAUGUUUUAAUUACUUUUUUAUCAAUGUUUACAAAAAGAUAUAGAGGGCUUAUAGUGUCUAUUUGUGUAAUUUUAUUUUUGUUGCUUUGUGAAGUAUAUGUAGUAAAUCCGAAGAUGUGGCAGCAAAUCAGGGGGGUACAGAUGAUAGCUGCCAUGAAAAUUAUUUCAGUUGCAAUUGAGUUGGAUAGAGAUUUAUUUAAACAAAUGUUAAAUCCAAUAGAGUUUGGUGGAUACAUAGUCUGCCCAGCUAAUUGUAUUUUAGGACCAUGGAUAUCAUUUCAUACUUACAAUCAAUAUCUUGAUAUAAAAUUCCUAUCAAAAAGGUGGAUAAAAAUAAUUUUAUGUAAUUUAUGUCUGUCAAUGAUGUUUUUAGUGCUAUCAAAUUGUAUAGUGCCUUGGUAUAUUGAUGAUGAUGUAACAAAAUGGCUAGUUGCCUACCGUGAUGCUCAAGCAUUUAGAAUGUCACAUUAUUUUGUAUCGAGCAUGUCUAUUGUAUCCAUGACUAGUGCAGGAUUUGGUUUAACUAAUGAUUGCCAUUCAGAGCUACAAGUAACUAAGCCUUUUUUUAUUGAACUACCGAGAUCAUUAGUACAAGUUGUUAUAUUUUGGAACAUUCCUAUGCACCAAUGGUUAAAGAACUAUGUAUUUAAAACUUGCCAACCUUAUGGCCAGUUUAUUGCUAUCUUUACAACAUACACCGUAUCCUCUUUGCUCCACGGCCUUAACUUUCAAUUCUCUGCUGUUUUAUUAAGCAUUGGAACAUUCUCAUAUGUAGAGUAUAAUUUUAGAUACAAAGUCGCAUCUGCCUUAGAAGUUUGUUGUCUUGCAAAUCCUUGUGUAAAACAAUGUGAACAUAAGUAUAAGAAAAACAGUUUUUUGGCUGUAUUUGUCAACACUUUGUUCUCUUUGAUAACUAUGAUGCAUCUUGCUUACCUUGGUGUGAUGUUUGAAGCAUCUUUCUCAUUACAAGAAUCCGGUUAUUCUUAUUUCCAUACAAUAAACAAAUGGGAAAAUUUAAACUUCUUCAGUCAUGGUCUUGCAGUUUUUAUGUAUGUAAUAUACUUAAUGAUGUGA
Messenger RNA from Danaus chrysippus (African queen), 1326 nucleotides. The record is from the annotation of a GenBank genome assembly. NCBI's taxonomy places the organism in Eukaryota, Metazoa, Arthropoda, Insecta, Lepidoptera, Nymphalidae.